UUAAGUCCUUCUUUCCAACCCUGGUUCUGCUCCCCAUCAGACCAGGCUAUCUGCCUCUUCUCUCUCUCCGUUUUUUUAUGUCGACGAUUUUUGCCCUAGUUUCUCGAUCAAAUCUCUAGUUCUCCGUGGAAGAAGUAAGAAAUCUGAGACUUUGGGAGGAGAGAGAAAGAGAGAAGAGAGAGAAAUCUCGGAGGCUAGAAGACAUGAUGCAAUCAAGUAACGAUGCUGAUCCGCAGCAGCAGCAGAAACAGCCACCACAGCAUCACCAGCAGCAACAGUGGAUGGCGAUGCAGUAUCCAGCGGCAACGAUGGUGAUGCAGCACCAGAUGAUGCCGCCGCCAUACCCGCAACACUACAUGCCUUACCAUCACCAACAGCAACCUACGCCACAACAGCAUCAGCAGGGAUCUGCCGAUGAGAAUAAGACGAUCUGGGUUGGUGAUCUUCAUAACUGGAUGGACGAGAAUUAUCUCAACAACUGCUUCGGUCAUACUGGCGAGGUAUUCUCCAUCAAGGUUAUUCGCAAUAAGCAGACCGGUCAAUCGGAGGGCUAUGGAUUCGUGGAAUUCUUUUCACGGCCAGCAGCCGAGAAAGUUCUGCAGAACUACCAUGGCACCAUAAUGCCUAAUACGGAGCUACCCUUCCGUCUGAACUGGGCAUCUUUUAGCACUGGUGAUAGGCGUUCAGAUGCUGGGUCUGAUCGUUCUAUAUUUGUAGGAGAUUUGGCAUCAGAUGUUACUGAUACCAUGUUGCAAGAAACUUUUGCAAGUAGGUAUCCGUCGGUAAAAGGUGCCAAAGUUGUUAUUGAUGCAAAUACUGGGCGUUCGAAAGGUUAUGGCUUUGUGAGGUUUGGUGAUGAAAGUGAGAGGUCACAGGCUAUCACUGAAAUGAAUGGCGUAUAUUGUUCUAAUAGGCCCAUGCGUAUAGGUGUUGCAACACCAAGGAAGUCGUCUGCAUAUCAACAGCAAUAUUCUUCGCAAGCUUUGGUAUUGGUAGGUGGAUAUGCAUCAAAUGGUGCUUCUGCCCAGGGCGUGCAGUCUGAUAACGAUUCUACUAACACAACUAUAUUUGUUGGAGGGCUUGACCCCAGUGUCACUGAUGAGGAUUUAAGGCAGCCCUUUUCUCAGUAUGGAGAGAUUGCCUCUGUAAAAAUACCAGUUGGAAAAGGAUGUGGGUUCGUGCAGUUUGCUAACAGAAGCAAUGCUGAGGAGGCAUUAAACAGGUUGAAUGGGACGGUCAUUGGCAAGCAGACUGUUCGUUUAUCUUGGGGUCGUAAUCCAGCGAACAAGCAGUGGAGAACGGAUCCUGGUAACCAGUGGAAUGGGGCAUACUAUGGCGGGCAAAUGUAUGAUGGAUAUGGGUAUGCUGUGCCACCUCAGGACCCGACCAUGUACGCUGCUGCUGCUGCCGCUGCAUAUGGGGCUUAUCCAGUGUAUGGAAAUCAACAGCAAGUUAGCUGAAUAACAUGAUGAGCUUCAACUGUAGUCAUGGACAUACAUCACAUCAUCACACUGAUGUAUCUGCUCCUUCAUCUGUUUGUAGUUUGAUGGGUUGUGUUUGAAUCACGGGACUCUCCUGAUGUCCCAGAAUUGAAUUUUGACGACCCAAAUUUUUUGUUCUUAGGAUUCUAUUUAACAUUUAUUUAAAAUUUUGCGAGGUUGUGGCAAGUUCCUACCAUGUGGCAUUGGGAUUGCUUCACUAGUACUUAUAUUGAAAUGGAUGGUAUGGAAUCUGGAUCAGAUAUUGAGGUUGGCUGGUUUCUGGCCAUGGAUUCUUGCUGUUGUAGGAUGGCUAAAUGUAGAGCUGCGGUCGGACUGACAAAGAGUGAUUGUGGACUCACCCAUAGUAGAGCAUCUUUCCCGGCUGGCUGAGUUGCGUGGCCCUGCUUCUAAAAGUUCCCUACAACGGAGAUGGGUGAAUUGG
Molecule: messenger RNA, 1923 nt
Organism: Telopea speciosissima
Lineage: Eukaryota; Viridiplantae; Streptophyta; Magnoliopsida; Proteales; Proteaceae
Product: polyadenylate-binding protein RBP47-like
Exons: 7
Coding region: 204-1460 (418 amino acids)
Cellular component (GO): cytosol
Molecular function (GO): mRNA binding
Source: RefSeq, a predicted model, not a curated record